UCGAAUAUAACUACCGUUUUAUCAUUGAAAUAACAACUCGCGAUCGAGUUCUCGACCGUCAUUGGCGUAGCCCCUCGAUUUCGCUGAAACGAGCAUUCGCCAAAAUCAGCAAGCACUCAGUGCGCCACGUGGAAGAGCGAUUUUCCGAAUUCCUGAUAUUCACUCGACGUCGCCCGCGUAUCUUUUCGAGUAUGUUCGAGAAUCCGCGCGUGUAGAUACUUGUUAAACCGGCAUUGCCGCCGCGGGAAGCGUUCCGUCUACCAAAAUGUGCUAUUAAGAUGACGAUAUCCGGAGACCAUAACGAUAGAAAUCGAUGAGAUUGAGAUCUCCUGGCUGUUGGACAAAAAUCUAGUCGAUCGUUUUCCCAGAGCGCAAGCGAAUUUUUCUGAGAGAGGUGAUCGUUCUUAACGACACUGACACGGCGACAAUAUGACGCGUGCAUUGAACUGCCUUCUCGUGACGCUGUGCAUCGCGCACAUGGCGAUCGCGGAGAACGAGUCCAACAUCCUCAAGCUGAGCAAACCGCAGAAAAUCGCGACGAUCAAGGCUAUGGCGGAUUCUAACGCGACGGAACACGCGGAGGGCAAGGACGAGUCGAGGAAGCGAGCGUCCUCAGUCGCCUUCAACAAGAACAAUCCGGAGUUGGACUGGAAGAACUACUUGAAAACGUUCGACGAAAGCGAGGAGAAGCACCGGGAUUUCGACGUGGAUUUCAUGAAGGAGAAACUCGAAAGAACGGCCAACAGUAUACAGUGGCUCGCCGAUCUUUACGAUCCUCUCAGAUGGGUCAGAGUGCCCGGGAAAGUUCAGCACGAAUGCAAGAGGGAUAUGGAACGGUUCCUCGACGCGCUGAGGGACGGAAAACUUUGGGCUGCGAAGAUGUCGGACGCGAGCGGCCGCUAUUCCUCGCAAUUCUAUUUUGGUAACGACUUCUGGCUGGGCUCGAGUACCCUCUGCAGGGAGCUCAAUGUCACCCACGAAAAAAACGCGAGGGGAAUCGACGACGACGAGGCGGAAGGAGAGGGAGAAGAGGAGGAGAGCCGGCAGUCACCCUUUCCCUUGAGGUUUCACGUCGCGAGGCUGUAUCUAACGCUGCCGAAGGAGGUCGAUUUUUCAACACGUCAGGUGUUUCUGGGUCUCUGCCUGCCAGGUACAUGUGACCGCGCAUCUCUGACCUCGAUGCUAAGAGCCAGCGCUGAUAGAGUCGAGCGCGAGGGCAAUUCGACCUAUCGAUCGAGCGGCCCGAAGAUUCACGUGGUCACGGUGAAGCCCGUGCCGUCUAGCAAUUACUGCGCCUGGCGGGAUCCCAAAUUUUACGUGCUCUCGGCCAUCGGCGGCGCGAUACUGUUACUGAUGAUUUGCGCGACCGUGUACGAGUAUAGAUCGUUUUCCCCGGUGAAGGACACAGAGUCUUCGAGCACGUCGAACAACAACGACAAAACCAAUGAUUUUAUGGACAAGAAUCUCAACGACGAACACAGGAUCGCGAUGGGGCCGGAGAACGGGCAGGAGCUGAUCGAGAAGGGAGCGAAGCAUCCGCAAAAAGAGAGCCCGAUCCAGAAGAAGGAGCGCGAGGAAGGAUUCUGGCUGAAGUGUCUGCUCGCGUUCAGUCCCACCGUCAACGGAAGCAAGAUCAUUAGCACGGAGCCCGCGGCCAAGGAUAAUCUGACCUGCCUGCAUGGUUUGCGAGUACUAUCGCUGGGAUGGGUCGUCAUGGUGCAUACGUAUCUCCAAGUCUUCUCUAUCGCCGAGAACAAGACGCUGCGGACGGUCACCGAGAGGAACUUCAUGUUCCAGACCAUCAGCAACGCCACCUUCUCCGUCGACACUUUCUUCUUCAUCAGCGGCCUGUUGGUGACUAUACUGUUCUACCGAUCCUUGGGCAACCUCGGCAACGAGAAGGGAAGCUUCUUGAGGACGAGCUCCACCAAGUUCAUUAUAAUGAUCUUAUAUCGAUUCGUUAGAUUGACGCCGGCUUAUCUCUUUGUGCUGGAGAUGAACGAGAUCAUAAAGCAGGCUCAAGCGAAAACAGUCUUUUCGCCCAUUAUUAUCGACCACCUGAAUUGCGAGAAGUUCUGGUGGCGAAACGUCCUUUACGUGAACUCGCUGUAUCCACACAGGGAAAUGUGCAUGUUGUGGAGCUGGUACUUAGCGAACGACACUCAGUUUUACGUCCUUGGAAUAUUCCUUCUUUUGCUCUCGGUAAAGUAUUUCAAGACCGUAGUCGCCAUCGUUUCGUUGCUGAUCGCCUCUUCAUGGUUCACCACGUUUUCCAUAGCCUACAGCAACGAUUACAUAGCGAGAAUCCAGGAACCGUUCGCGCUUUUCGACGAGCUCUACGACAAGCCCUGGUUGAGAGCGGGACCGUAUUUCAUCGGCACGAUCACCGGCUACAUCCUCUUCAAAACAAAAUGCCAGCUGAAGCUGCCGGUGGGAGCGGGACUGAUCGGCUGGACGUUGUCCGCGAUGAUCAUGUUCUCGGUGGUGUACGGCCUCUACCCCGGAAAUCUCACGGUGCUAACGAGCUCCGUGUACGCAGCCUUGGGUCAUACCGCGUGGGCAAUGGCCGUGGCUUUUAUCGUGAUCCAAUGCUGCACGGGCUCAGCACGAAUGAUCAACGGUUUGCUCUCACUUAGGCUAAUGUAUCCUCUCUCGCGGCUCACGUACUGCGCCUAUCUGGUGCAUCCCGUUAUCAUGACAAUCACGAGUACACAGAUGGACGGGCCGCUGCAUCUUCACAAUGGAAUUGUGCUCAUCAUCUAUUUCGGUAACCUGGUAGCGUCGUAUCUCCUGUCGUUCUGCAUCUCCCUCGCCUUCGAGGCGCCGGUGGUGAAUUUGUUGAAAAUUGCAUUCACCUCGAAGAAGAGGGCGAGGUAGAAUACGAUCGCCCGCCUGAUAGAGGAACAAAUGCGAUUAUCUAGCGCGGUAACGACGUUUUUCCGGAUUUCAAUCCCGACCAGAGGAAGAUGAGUAUCGUCGAAUACUUUUCUGGGACGUAUUAAUGACCACAAAUCGCCGAUAUUCAAUGGAUCGUGAUAAUUCGGUGAUAAACCAUCUCACUGAAGCGAGUCCCGACUCUCUCUAACGUUAGAACACUCCUCCCAAGCGUAGAAAACUAAUUCGCUCACAAAUCGAUCAUUGUGUCACGUCAUAUUAAUGAGAAUAAAGUCAAAUAAGUUUUCUAAUUGUAGCGAACGGUCGUUUCGAAAAUAAUACGACGCGAUCGAUCCGGGAAUUCAUUAGAUAUUAAGGUAAAAGUACAAAUUCUCGGACACUUACUUAAUCCAGAACAUUUUUCUCAUUUUAAUAUUUAAAUUCGAAUAUUUAUGUCCUCAACACAGAAUACAUAUUGAAAGUUUGAAUAUAUUCAUAUUAAAAAACAAUAAGAAUUCCUAGGAUCAGGCACGCAUUCGAAAAAAUAUUUUGUUGGUCCAAAUAGAAUUUUAAAUGUCACAGUUAAAAUUGAUUACUGUUUCUGAUGUCUGUUAGAAAAUUAUCUGUGAUACGUAGAAUUUACAGCAGCAGCAUUUAAUGCAAUAUUUGCAAACAAAUUUAGGGGGGAAUGAACAUUAUGCGCUCGUUUGUCUCUCGUUGGUAAUCUUUCCUGUCUACUACUUUUCCAAGAAGUGUGACUGGUCUUAAUUCAGGUGGA
Messenger RNA from Odontomachus brunneus, 3652 nucleotides. RefSeq names its product nose resistant to fluoxetine protein 6-like. NCBI's taxonomy places the organism in Eukaryota, Metazoa, Arthropoda, Insecta, Hymenoptera, Formicidae. The record is from RefSeq and is a predicted model, not a curated record. The transcript is spliced from 13 exons. The coding region runs from base 430 to 2877 and encodes 815 amino acids. Gene Ontology annotation, molecular function: acyltransferase activity, transferring groups other than amino-acyl groups.